UUUUAUUGGUGUGUUUUUCUAGCGAGUUUAAAAUCGGUGGUUUGAAAAUAAUUGCCUUUUCAAACUUUAGCUCCUUACAAAGAAUCCGAGGCGACGGGGAAGCCUUGAAGACAAAUUGGACAACGGAUGGCUGGAAAGGGAGAGAGUCCAGUAAGUGGCACAUGUGGUAAAUUGUACUUGUGUAAUAUCACCAAGAAAUACUUUUAUACCAAUUAAACCCAUGGGGGGGGGAAAUAGAAAAAAAAAUUGGGUAAAGUUUGCAGCUUGGCUAAUAACCAAUAAACAUUGAUCAUUUGUUAGUCAAGUCUUAGGAAACACAUAUCUUAUAGAGUAAUCUUUCUGGAGUUAAUCAUUUUUUCUUUGUUUACAAGGUUCUAUUCGGCAGAGAUGAUAUGCGGCCUGCAGUUCCUGCACAGCAAGGGGAUCAUCCAUCGAGACAUCAAACCCCUCAACAUCUUGUUGGAUCACAAAGGCCAUGCUAGGAUUUCAGACUUCGGCCUGGCUGUACAAAAUGUCUUUAAAGAUGAUACCAUCACUGGCGAGCACGGAACUCUGGCAUACAUGGCCCCGGAGGUAAGACAUAGAAUAACAGUAUAUUUACAGUAGAAACCAAGUAAAAAUAAAUAGUAAAGGAGAAUAUGGCAAGGACAAAAGGACUGUAUCUAGCUCACGUCUAUCAAAGACAUAUAUACCUACAUGUUAUACAAAUAAGCACUUGAACUUUAUUUAGAUUGAUUUGUUUUUGUAUCUGUGAAUAUGCCUGCAUGUUUGCCCUUAAGUAAUAACUUUUCUUUCUGUUCAAGAUCCUACAAGGAGUGCCAUAUAAUGCAGCGGUCGACUGGUGGUCUCUUGGGAUCACCAUCUGUGACUUGGCCAGUGGAGAGGCCCUGUUUUACAGCGACGACAGAGCAAGACUCAUUGAAAUGAUCACCUUGGGUGAGCUUGUAAUACCUCUAUGGCUGGAUGAUGAUCUAAUAGAUCUUCUGGAAAAGCUCCUUACAAAGAAUCCGAGGCGACGGGGAAGCCUUGAAGACGAAUUGGACAACGGAUGGCUGGAAAGGGAGAGAGUCCAGUUCUAUUCGGCAGAGAUGAUAUGCGGCCUGCAGUUCCUGCACAGCAAGGGGAUCAUCCAUCGGGGACUUCCGGUUCGGCGCCCAAUGUAUAUGGAGGCUUGGGAGUAGAGCUCCACUAGCCAACAUCGUAAAAGCUGCAAUUUAUAAGCAGCAAACCUUCCGAUAAGCUUGUAGGAGGUCGGAGGUGAAAGUAAUUACUCACAGUUGGUGUCUGAAUUCUUGGGCGCUCUAAUAAAUCUCUGUGAAAGAAUCCUGUGAGGGAAAGAGUAACCCGCUGCAGCAGCUGGCCCCAUAAGGUCUGAGUGGAAUGUGUAAUGGCACCCAGCUAAAUGAGCUGAGGUAAUUGUGAUCUGGUCCAGGGGUUUCCUCAUUGAAGUGGAACGCUGCUUCUAUAAGGUUUAUUACCAGAAGCGCUGGUAAACCUUUCUCCUCAGUGCCAUAUACAGUAUGACCCAGGCGCCAUCUUGUGGUCAAACUUGACGUGACGGUGGAGUGAUUAAUUAAGGCUCCUAGUGACUGAAUAGUUCAUUUUAGUGGAGUCCAGCUUCAAUUCUAAUGUGUCUCACUACUCCACUUCAGGAUUAACUCUCCCCAGCUGGAGUACCCUUUUCAAUAUAGUUACACGAAUUGUCACCAUCUGGGUUCCUUUGCAAUACUUUCUUUCACCUUGUUGGCAGCCAUUUUUUUUUAACUUGCUACGCUGAAGGCAAAAUUUGAUGAACUUCUGAAACAAUAGCUUCAGUAUCUAUUUCUCCAAGGCUCUAUUACCUCAGAUUACAUAUUAAGGUUAUAUAAGUAAAAUUCAAAAAUAUAAAAAAUAAAUUAAAAUUAUAAAAAAAAAAAAAAAAAACAAAUAAAAGGAAAAAGGAA
Xenopus laevis (African clawed frog) is the source of this 1943-nucleotide messenger RNA. Its product is annotated as mitogen-activated protein kinase HOG1-like. The transcript is spliced from 4 exons. The record is from RefSeq and is a predicted model, not a curated record. NCBI's taxonomy places the organism in Eukaryota, Metazoa, Chordata, Amphibia, Anura, Pipidae. Bases 924 to 1181 code for a protein of 85 amino acids.